This is a messenger RNA of Ostrinia furnacalis (Asian corn borer), 1002 nucleotides long. Its product is annotated as nucleolar protein 14-like. Lineage: Eukaryota; Metazoa; Arthropoda; Insecta; Lepidoptera; Crambidae. The record is from RefSeq and is a predicted model, not a curated record. The coding region runs from base 1 to 1002 and encodes 333 amino acids. Gene Ontology annotation, cellular component: nucleolus; small-subunit processome; Noc4p-Nop14p complex. The transcript has 5 exons. Gene Ontology annotation, biological process: maturation of SSU-rRNA.
AUGGCGAAGGCAAAAAAUAAAAGAAAUUCUGGGCUAGCUGAUAAAGUUAACAAUAAAAGAAAGGGAGAUGGGAUAAAGAAAAAGCUGAAUCCUUUCGAGGUGCACAUCAACAGAGAAAAAAUUAAAGUUUUAGGUAAAAAAUCUAAACAUGAUCGAGGAUUACCUGGAGUGUCGAGAGCUAAAGCUAUUCAGAAGAGAAAAGAAACUCUAGGAACCGAAAUGAAACUCAUGAAUAAGACGAACACAUUCAUUGACAAGCGUAUCGGAGAGAAAAACAAUCAGUUGUCAUCGGAAGACCGUAUGAUUGCGCGGUUCGCCGCCGAAAGGGCUCGGCAGCAUAGCAAAAAAGAUAUCUACAAUUUGGCAGAUGAUGAAAUAUUGACUCACAGAGGUCAAACUCUGGAGCAGAUAGAAAAAUUUGAUGAUCCAAGAUCAGAUGAUGAGGAUGAUGACGCAAAGAAGUUUGGAGGAUUAGAUGAUGACUUUGUAUCAGAGGGCCACUUCGGUGGUGGUAUUCUAACAAGGACUGAAGCGAAGGACGGUGCUAAAUCUCACAAAGACCUCAUCGAGCAACUCAUAGCGGAAUCGAAAAAGCGCAAAGCAGAAAAACAGAAAGAGAAAGAACAAACUUUGGACUUGACUGAGAAGUUGGACAGCGAAUGGAAGGACUUACAGCCUGUUGUGUUCAAACGACCGCGGGUAGAAGAAAAGGAGUCGGCUAUUGAGAAGCUUCUCAGUCAGGCAGAGAAGAAAAGCGAAGAUUACGACAAGAUGAUGAGGGAGUUGCGGUUCGAGAAAAGAGGCACGCCCUCAGACGGUCUGAAGAAUGAUGAGAAGCAAGCGAAGGAAGAACAGGCGAGGCUGGAGAAGCUAGAGCGUGAGAGAUUACAGCGGAUGGAGGAGGAUGACGAUAUGUUCAGGCCAAGAGUGCAGAAAACUGUGCCGAAACAUAGGUACGACGACAUUUCGUUUCAGGUCUCUCCCCACGGCGACUUUUUAUAG